UUUUCCCCCUCUCUUCCAGCCUCCUCUCACUCAGCACACAAGGUGGUCUGCACCGGAGGCUCCCAUGGCAGUGCUGCAGCCUGUGCUGGAUUAGUGACUGCUCCGUCAUCAUUCCUUAAGCUGUCUGAAGAGCUCUGAAGGAAAGAUGUUGGACUUGAGCUUCCUGACCGAGGAGGAGUAUGAGAAGCUAAUGAAGGUUCUGCAGAGGGAUGCAGAGCUGAAGAAGAAGGAUGGGGAUCGCAUCAGGCGGAUUCAAGGCUCCAUCAAGGAUGAAAAGAAGAAAAAGUUCGUGACUGGUGAAUGGUUUUCAGAAGUGAAGGCGAAACGAUUUCAAGAAGACUUAGAGGGGUCAGAUCUGCUUCGGGCAUCAAUUAGAAAGAAGAAGGGCAAACUGGAAAAUGAGCCUGACGAGCAUAUCCGGAGCGGUCUGGACAGCAGAGCAGUCGCGAGUCCUCCCGUCCCGGAGCGCACUGCCGGCGCAGGAGAGGAGAGAUCCAGUGGGUUUACAUUUGAUACUGCAGAGGGGCCUAAAAUUUUGCCAAAACCAAAGCCAAGACGUCCUGUCCUGCUGUAUGCAUCACACAAGAGAUCCAGUAUAGCUGAUGUCUCUUCCUCAGAGAGUGACACUGGAGGAAAUCCAUUUGUGGCUGCAACAGACAGCUUGCAUUUGUCUUGGAAAGGUUAUGAAGUAUCUCCGUUGCCUGCCAACCGUUCAGAGGAUGCUGUGCCUGAGCCCAGCAGUUCAUCUGGAGGAGAUGCAGUUAAUGGAGCCACUGGCACCACAGCAGUGGCAAAAACGCCAACUGAAGAAAUGUAUGGUCCCAGCAAGAUACCGGUUAAGAGGAAACCAAGCAGAACUUUCCCCAGAUCAGAGCAGUUCAUGAAUCACGUGGGCCCAGCUGACGGCAGCCCCACAAAGAAGGAGCUGCUGGUAAGCCCAAAACCACUCAGUGCAGAGGGAGAAAGCAGCCGGACUGUGAAGCAAGGCACCAACUAUACAAUAUCUUCCAUGAGUAAUAGAGAGGAAGAUAUUGGCUUAGAUCGUGAACACUUCAAGAACUUGAAGAACUUUUGGGAGAAGGCAGCAGACUCCAUGACAGGGGGAAAUGUUUCUGAGGACUCAGGGGACGCAAGCAGCAGGCAGGUCAGGCUGAGUCGCUCACUCUCUGUCCAGUCCAGCCAAAGCCAAGACAGUGAAGAAAAAUCUGUCAUCUCUACCAGAACAAGAACCCCUUAUAAAAGGACAAUAACUUUGUCUUCUAGUGAGGAAGAACCAAGCUGCGUAGCCCCUGCAAGGAAGGGCUCCAUUUCCUUUGGUCCUAAAUCCACAUAUGCCAAGAGCAAAGGCGUGCUGGUUACAAGAAAUAACUCGCUGAGUGAAAGCAAUGGGAAGCUGCCUGUGCCAGAAGAAGAGAAGGCAGCACAGCACUGCUCAAAGAAAUCCAGACUGCCUGUGCGAGUGCCUUCCAUCAAAAUAGAGUCGCCUACCAAGGAAGUGCCUGGCAGCACGUUUGCGCCAGAGACGCCCACGGAUGAGUUUAUCAUGGCAGAAGAGCACAAGCAUCAAGUGGAUUCGCUGGGGAGCAGGGUGCAGAUACUGAUAGAGCCCACGCUUGCAGAUGACGAGAAAGAUGAUCAGAAGGAGCGAAGAUCUGAUUUGGGUACUCAAAACAUCAUGGAAAUAAAUGGAGAGGUACCUGAGGAAAAAAUGUGCGAGUCUCCAGACAACCCAACGCCCAGUGAACCAGCUGGAAAGAGAGAAGUUGUGCAGGGAAUGGACUCAACUGUUUACUCAGAGGAAGUUGGAGAUCGUUCUCCCGCUGCUCAGGCAUUGGCCCGAGCAAACAACAUUAAUCUUGCGAAGAGUAUGGUGAACAUUUACACAACCACAGAGACGUACAAUAAACCUCAUUUGAUACCCCAUCAGUUUCUUGAACCUGAAAGAGUGAAAGAGCUGAGCAGAUCCUCUCCUCUCCUGCUGUCUGAGACUGAAUCAGACACGGCUUCAGAAAUCAGCUUCCAGUUUAACAAGCACAAAAAGACGCCAAGCAUUGGCAGCCACUCCUCCGACAUGGCAUCUGUCUCCUCGGUGAGUGGCAGCGUGCUCAGCGUGUACAGCGGCGAUUUUGGGAGUGUGGAUGCCCAGGGUACUGUUGAGUUUGCUCUAGACUACGAUGAGAAGAACCGGGAGUUCCAGAUUCAUGUCUCCCAGUGCAAGGACCUAGCUGUUGUGGAUGAGAAGAAAGGCAGAUCUGAUCCGUAUGUCAAAACUUAUCUGCUCCCAGACAAAGCUAGAAUGGGAAAGAGGAAAACCUCUGUGAAGAAGAGAACAGUGAAUCCAAUUUACAAUGAGGUGUUAAGGUAUAAAAUAGAGAAAAUGGUAUUGCUGAUCCAAAAGUUAAAUCUCUCUGUUUGGCACAACGACCCUCUGGGACGUAACAGUUUCUUGGGAGAGAUCGAAGUAGACUUGGCCAGCUGGGACUGGAGCAACAGGAAACUCAACUGGUACAUGCUGAAGCCUCGGAGUCUUUCUGCCAUUAAUGGUGCGGAUCAUCGAGGAGUGAUGAAUUUGUCUAUUAAGUAUGUCCCACCAGGAAGUCUAGGUCCCAAGAAUCCCCCCUCUGGCGAAGUUCACAUUUGGGUCAAAGAUGUCAAGGACCUGCUGCAAUUGCGUCCUUCUGGAGUUGACGCCUUUGUGAAAUGCUACGUGCUUCCAGACACCAGUAAGAAGAGUUACCAGAAGACCCGAGUUAUAAAAAGAGACACAAACCCUGUUUUCAAUCAUACUAUUGUGUAUGACGGAUUUCACACAGAGGAUCUGAAGGAUGCUUGUGUUGAACUGACUGUGUGGGAUCAUGAAAAACUAACCAACCAUUUCCUUGGAGGAAUCAGGUUGGGCCUUGGGACAGGUCUGAGCUAUGGCAUCUCCGUGGACUGGAUGGACUCCACGCAAGAGGAGGUGGCCUUUUGGCAGGAGAUGAUGUCAGCUGCCAAUGAAUGGAUUGAUGGAUUGCUGCCACUGCGCUCGUUGGCAGGGAGGAAAAAGCUGAAAUAACCCCCAUCUGUGCUCCGGAAAGGCUAAAUGUGUUGGCUAGAAUUAACUGCUUGCACAGAGGUGAUGGAGACCGUCUGUGAGCCAAACAAGUGUCAGGUUAAUUAGGCAACUGAUGGACAGCCCUUUGGACCUGUUAAGUACUGAUUUGCCAACAGAGGACCUGUUGAUACUAGACUGACACUAUGCUUGAUUUUGAUCAAGGAGGAACUUUGUUUGCCUUUUUGUUUUAUCCUUUAUAAUCAGUAUCUUUGAAUUCCAUUAAGCUCUGGGAAUGCUAGCAGGGAAGAGCAGGUAUAGAUAUUUUUAUUUUUUUACUGUUUCAUUUGCCAUUUUUUUUUUCCUGUGCAGAGAUGUAGUUGUACUAAAGCUGCAGCAUGGUAUUAUUCAUACUUCCCUGCAAGUGGUACAGUUUGUACUUGAUGUAGGAUUGCUUCAAGUCACCAGCCAGCACUGUCUGAGAAUGGAAGCUUUCCGUUUGUCACUGGGGAUAAUGCAUCUGUAAUGUGAGGAAAAUUGAGAUCCAGGUGAAGCUAAAGAAAGAAAGGACUAUUUGAAGCAGAAAAUGAAGCAAUCUGAGGAGGAUAACAAUGAGAAAUUCAAUGUAUUAAUUCCUUUCUGCUCUUCUGUGAAAGAGAGAAGUUGUGGUCCUUUAGCUAGUGGGAUUUUGCAGCUAAGGGCUGUUUUCCUAGCUUUUCCACAGAGUUCCUCAGUGACCUCAGGCAAGUUCCUCAAUUAAAGGACAGUUUCAGUGCAAUAUAAACUAACACACUUGUCCAAAUGUAAAGUAUGGUUACAUUACUGAUGUGCCAAACAGCACCUCUGAAAUGUCUUGUGUGCAAAACAUUUCACUAUGAAAAAAAAUGAUGUAGGAAACAGUCUCAUGUUAGCCUGGCACAGUGGAUCAGGAAGGGAAGGUCUCAGCUAUGUGAGAACCCAGGAGAUCGUGGCAGAGGUAGCAGGGAGUGAAUUAUGCAAAGUGGAGCUGACAGAGCUGCAAGGACUGGGCUUCUCCUGUCCCUCACGGAUCUCAUUGCCCCUCUGGUCUUCUCUUCACUCUGUGCUGGUCAGUUGGAAUUAUCUUUUUUGGCAGUAGCUUGCAAGAAUUUUGCCUCUGACACGUUAUUAGUGACAGAGUUGCGUUAUGAAAUGUAGCUCUGUAAUUUCUUCUUUAAAUGUACAUAUUGUGAUUAAAUAGAAUGUUUUCCCUUAGUCAUCCGCCUGUCUUCUUAAACCUAUCUUUAGCUUGUUCUGAGUAACAAAAAAGCAAGCAGGAGAGGUGUUAGAUGUUGUCGUGUCAAAAUGAUUUUUUUUUUCUCAAGGGUAUGUGAAAUAUUGUGGAGAAAUAUUUUUUGUAGCUAUCUUAGCUUAGAUUUUGGUUCUGUGAAUAUUUUGAUAUUCUUCUUUAAUGUAUUGAUUUUAUUUUUUAACCAAAAUGCAGCGUAAAUCUUCAGCUUAGCAAAGACGGUUGUAAAACGAAUGAAAACAUGUAUGAUAAACGUAACAAGACUUUUUUUUUGAAUGAAGAAGUUUGGAAGAUAAUCGACAGCUUUUGUAGGGGGGAAAUAAAGAAGAUAUUUUUGUGAUGGAAAAAAAAAAGAUUAUUCUUGAAUAUGUACCCGUUCUAGUGCUACAAGCACCUGGAGAACUGUCUGUGGAACACCAGAGUUAAAUAAUGACUAACCUAUUACAAGACGUGUAUAGCUUGUCAACCCAAAGAUGCUUUGUAUUGGCUCCAGUCUGGGAUGUUUUAGUCACCAAGGUUUGGUCAUUUAUUACCCCUGUGGGAUAAUAUUGCAGAUGGGGAUCAAAAGCAACACUGGGCCUAAGGUGAGAGUUUUUAGCUAGCUUUACCCUUUUAGAUGCUGAACAUGUGUGUAUUUAUCCAUACAAGUAACUUACCUCCGACGGGGAGCCCUGCUCAUCGGGGAGGGCGGUUGCUGUAACGAGGCUGCCGGCAGGACGGCUGCUCUCGCCCCAAGCGCCCCCAGCCCGCCGGGUGCUCCCCAGUCCAGGGGCGUCAGCCGCGGCCCAUGACGGGUGAGGAGGCUCUGCAGGGUUGGACGGAUCUCACCCUGGGAGGGUUCUGCUCGGUUCCUCCUCCUGGCAAACCUGGAGUUACCUGCCUGCUCCUCCUCACAUGCCGCUUUAGCAUCAAGCUUUUGCCAAAGCUGCUGUUGCUGUCAGUGGAGCUGGAAAUGUCUGUGUUAGAGUUUCAGAAAACUAACCUCCUCUUUAGUUAGAGGUGCAAAUAAAGAGAGGGUGCCAGCAGGCCAGUUUCUUCCUCAAGUAUUUAGUUGUGUGGAUUCGGCCUGAGGCUUUGUGAACAGAGUAUUCCUGCAUUCAGAUUCUGUUGAGGAUUUUGGUUAAUCUUUCAGCGGCUUGUUUACUUAAAUUAAACCCUGAUUAACUUAAGAAGCUUUCUCUGGCAUUUAAUAGUUUAUCAGAGUAAAAGAUUACACUGCCAAACCACAGUCGCAUUUGUAAUGGAGUUGUAUUUGAGGUGAUAAAACUUGAGAUGUCAUAUGUGUGACUUAAUAUGUAAAAGCACUUUAUGAGAAAAAAAAAAAAAGGCACUUUAAUGCCAUGAGGAGAGCUGGAGCAGCUCAUGGAUAUCGGGUGCCCGGCAUGAGCGUGGCACAAGCAGGGAAGCCCGUGGGAGCUGCGUGUGGCCCUGAUGCCAGCGGCAGCUCCCCGGGCAGAGAUGUGAUCCCUGCCAGCACCAAAGCAGCCCUGGGGGCAAUUUGGGUGUUUAUAGUAUGUGGUCUAUGUGCAUUCCGAAUUGCUCACACUGCAACUGUCUGAAACCGUCAAAAAUAGUUUAGAAGUGUGACCAAAGAAAGGAUUGCUGACCCUUGAACAACAUCCAGUGGAUGUCUCAGAGGCAACAGGAAAAGAAGUGGCUGAAUUAAUUAUCCAUUACUAAGUAUUUGCUCA
Messenger RNA from Nothoprocta perdicaria, 5989 nucleotides. Its product is annotated as synaptotagmin-like protein 2. Bases 146 to 3055 code for a protein of 969 amino acids. The record is from RefSeq and is a predicted model, not a curated record. Gene Ontology annotation, biological process: intracellular protein transport; exocytosis. NCBI's taxonomy places the organism in Eukaryota, Metazoa, Chordata, Aves, Tinamiformes, Tinamidae. Gene Ontology annotation, molecular function: small GTPase binding; neurexin family protein binding. Gene Ontology annotation, cellular component: exocytic vesicle; plasma membrane. The transcript is spliced from 16 exons.